Molecule: messenger RNA, 618 nt
Organism: Gallus gallus (chicken)
Lineage: Eukaryota; Metazoa; Chordata; Aves; Galliformes; Phasianidae
Gene: B9D2
Product: B9 domain containing 2
Exons: 4
Coding region: 65-595 (176 amino acids)
Biological process (GO): cilium assembly
Cellular component (GO): MKS complex
Source: RefSeq, a predicted model, not a curated record
GAGCCGGAAGUGGGCUGUGAGGCAGCCGGGGGACGGGGGAGCGGUGUGCGGAGCGCCCGGGGCCAUGGCAGAGGUGCACCUCAUUGGGCAGCUGUUGGGCGCCAGCGGCUUCUCCCAGCGCCGCCUCUUCUGCAAGUGGGGGCUGCACGCCGGAGGCGCCUGGAAGCUGCUGGGGGGGCUGUGUGAGGGGCAGACGCAGGUGGACGACCCCCAGGCGGACGACAUGGCGCAUUGGUGCCACCCCCUGGACGUCCACUUCGCCACCAAAGGGCUGCAGGGCUGGCCCAGACUGCACCUCCAGGUGUGGCACCAGGACUCUUUGGGCCGCACGGAGCUGCUGGGUUACGGUUUCUGCCACGUCCCGUCGUCCCCCGGCUGCCACGCGCUGUCCUGCGUCACCUGGCGCCCGCGGGGGUCCGGCGUCACCCAGCGCCUCCGUCACCGCCUUUUGGGGGGGGGUCCCCAACUCAGAGCCCCCGACCUUAUCUACGCCGGUGCCGAUCGCUUCCGCCUGCGCACCGAAGCGGCCGGCACUGUGCACGUGGAGCUGGGGGUGCUGCUCAGGCACUUCGGGCGCUAUGGGGUGCAGUGCUAAAAGGGGGGGGGGCUGAGGGGGGC